UUAUGUGUAAAAUUCCUCAUUGCAGACUUUAUCAGGAUUCCUCAGAAUUACACUACAGUCAUAAGACAGACCAUUGCAGAGUGUAGGUACAUUCUACGUAAUGCUAGUACACCAGGGCACAGUUACAGUAAAAAGGACAUUAAAGGGCCCUGUUUUUUUCCCCUUCCACUUAUACCCUGUGGUGGUAUGUACCUAUAUCAGUGUCACAUGUUGGCCAAUAAAGUGCUUUCCUUUUUUAAUUGCCAUUUCUAAGUAUGAUCUCUGCAGUAACUUCAAUUCUCUGGACCAACCUUGGAGAUGCAGUAGUGCAGCUGGAUCAAGCAUUUGUGACUCCUACUUUAACUGGAAUGGUAGGUACUGGUUGUUCUAUUAUGGGAUGAAGAUCUGUAGGCCACAGAGCUGUGUUCCUACAUAUGGAUGCUCAGUGAUCCUCAUUAUCAGAUAAAAGAUGUGGUUACAUGCCAGGUGGUUACUCAGCAGGUCUGUGUAGGAUAUGACUGCUGUGACUUCAGUUCCCCCCAAAUUAGAGUGAAAGCAUGUCCAGGCAACUAGUACCUCUACGAGUUUAUCAGGCCAAAUUACUGCUCUGCAGCUUACUGUACAGGCUUAGGUCCUUUCUAUGCAUAUGGAAUUGGAGUUGGAGACGUAGUGAAUGAACGGAUAGAUGAUGGAGGUUCAUCUGCUAUUCCUCUUGUGCAGCCAUUUUCAUUCUUUGGAAAAACAUACAAUCAAAUAUAUGUCAACAACAAUGGUCACUUAACCUUUGAUCAGGCAUGGAGCAGCUACACCCCCUACCAGUUUCCUUCUAAUGGUGGACGAGACCUCAUUGCCCCAUUCUGGACAGACCUUGAUAAUCGUGGAAAUGGUGAUGUCUCAUAUCAGCAAUACACUACUGGAAACAUUCUCACACAGGCCACCCAGGACAUAAACCAGCAUUUCCCUCAGCUGCAAUUCAGUGCAACGUGGGUUUUUGUGGCAACAUGGCAUAAAGUUGCUUACUACAGUUACUCAGGCAUGGAAGCAUCUUUCCAAGUUGUUUUAAUUUCAGGUGGUCAUCUCUCUUUUAUACUGAUGAAUUAUGGUCAAAUUUCUCCAACAGACAGGUCUGUACAGGCUGGUUAUGACACAGAUGACUCCAGUUACUACUUCUCAAUUCCUGGGUCAUUUCAACACAACUACAAUGUCUUUACAUACAGCACCAAUGUCAAUGUGACAGGCAGAUGGGCUUUCCGUGUAGAUCAUGGCUCACAGAGAUGUCAAUUUAACAACAACUCCGUCCCACAGGGUACCUCUUUCUGGACAGAUGCCUCUUGCCUGGAGAGGUGCACUUGCACCCGCCAGGGUCUCCAGUGCAGCUCUCAGCCCUGCACCUUCUCUCAAGCCUGCCGUCGUGCUGCUUUCCAGUAUGGCUGUCAAAAUAUUCAACGCCAAACCUGCACCAUUUCUGGUGAUCCUCACUACUUUACUUUUGAUAAUCAGGUGUUUCACUUUCAAGGGACCUGCACUUAUAUCCUGUCUGAGGCCUGUGGUGAUGGGUUGCCAUACUAUCGUAUUGAAGGAAAGAAUGAGAAUCGGGGCAGCACACGUGUGUCAUGGACACGCUUGGUCAGAAUAUUUGUCUAUGAUCAAGAAUUAGAACUGGUGAAAAAUCAUCAACAUGAAGUCAAGGUGAAUGGGAGUUUUGCAGCAACACCUUUCAGCCUCCGCAAUGGCUCCAUUCAAGUCUAUCAGUCAGGCUUUUCUGUAGCUGUCAGUACUGAUUUUGGCUUAGUUGUUACAUAUGAUGCUAAUUUCUACGUGACCAUCAGUGUGCCUUAUGACUAUCAGAAUGCCACAUGUGGCCUGUGUGGCAAUUUCAACCACCACCCAGAAGAUGACUACCGUACACCUUCAGGAGAGAUCUUGAGCUCAGAUGUGGAGUUUGCAAAUGCUUGGAAGGCACAGGGGGAUGAGGUCUGCCAGAAUACUGGGUGCUCAGGUCUUAUGUGUGCUGCCUGUACCACUGCUCAGAGCAAUCUGUACAGUAACUCAAACUACUGUGGAAUCAUGGCAGAUCUUAGUGGACCAUUUGCCCCUUGCCAUUCGAGGCUGGCACCCCAGACCUUUGUAGAGAAUUGUGUCUAUGAUCUUUGUGUGGGAGAAGGAUACCAGCCAAUCCUAUGCCAGGCAUUGAAUGUAUAUGCCGCUCAGUGCCAGCAGCAGGGCAUUCAGAUUGGCCACUGGAGAAGACAAGGAUUCUGUGAAAUUCCAUGCCUUGAGCACAGUCACUUCGAGUCUCAGGGCACAGGCUGUCCUGCAACCUGCAGUAACCCUUCUGCUCCUUUAAACUGCCCCUUGCCAAACCAGGAGAGCUGUAUUUGUGAUGCUGGAUAUGUCCUAAGUGCUGGAGAGUGUGUUCUUCAAGCUAACUGUGGCUGCACUUUGGGAGGACUCUACUAUGCCAACGGUCAGACAGUGGUAUUGGACGAUGACUGUGGGAGGCUGUGUACCUGCAAUAACAGAGUUAUGAGCUGCCAAAAUCACCAGUGUGGUCCACAGGAGAUGUGUGCAAUCCAUGAUGGAGUGAGAGGGUGCAGACCAUUAAGUUAUUCAACCUGUGUGGUUAAAGGAUCAGGCUCAUAUCACACUUUUGAUGGACUCACUUUUAGCUACCCAGGAGCCUGUGGGCUCACCCUUACUAGGGUGAUGGGUCCAUCCUCCCUACCUAACUUUGCCAUAACUGUCCAGAAACAGCCCAGAGGCCAUCAGAACUUUUCCAGAUUGCUGAAGUUUGAGGCAGAGGGAACUCAGGUCUCUAUUGAGAUGGGAGAAGGAGGAAAAGCGAUGGUGGAUGGACAGGCAGUUGCUUUACCAUUUGGUGUUGGUACCAGUCGAGUCCAUAUCUACCACAGCAGUGUGAAGGGUAUAAUCAUGGAAACAACCUUUGGGGUAACUGUGCGAGCUGACUGGCCACACCUAAUCCGAAUCACUGUACCCAGCACCUACAAUGGCACACUUGGUGGUCUGUGUGGGAAUUUGAAUGGAUACCAUGGAGAUGAGUUCCUUAGCCCAGUUGGAGUCUUGCUGAAUGAUUCACAGGCAUUUGGGAAUAGUUGGCGGGAUGGGUCUCUCUCAGCCUACUGUGAAGAAUCAACAAUCAGCUGGCAACCAGGAUAUUAUCAGAACAACAGCCACUUCAUACAACACUGCAGCAUUAUGGCUUCACCAUACGGACCAUUUGCUGAGUGCCACAGCAGCCUGGAUCCCAGGGUAUGGAUAGCAGAUUGCAUCCGUUUCCUUGAACAGACAGGGGGCACAAAAGAGGCUUUGUGUGAGGCCCUGAGAGGGUACGCUGUUCUUUGCCAACAAAAUGGCAUUAUUGUGCGAGAUUGGAGAAAUAUAACAAACUGUGAGUUCCCCUGUCCAGCCAAUAGCCACUAUGAGCUGUGUGGUACUUCCUGCCCAGCAGCCUGCCCCAGUCUCUCAUUCCCCUUUUCAUGCAUCCAGCGGUGCCAGGAAGGAUGCCAAUGUGAUGAUGGGCUACUUCUAAGUGGAGACCGUUGUGUGCCCCCUACUGGUUGUGGCUGUCUCCAUGAGGGGCGCUACAGGCAGGGUGGAGAACGUUUCUGGCACGGUGAAGAGUGCCGGUCCCUGUGUACCUGUGAUGGGACCACAGGUUUUGUCCGCUGCUUGCCAUCAUCUUGCAGUGAGCAGGAAACCUGUCGUAUUGUUGGGGGAGAAUAUGGUUGCCACCCUCUACCCCGUGCUACCUGCUCUGCUUCAGGAGAUCCCCACUAUACCUCUUUUGACGGACGCACAUUUGACUUCCAGGGCACCUGCAGAUACAUACUGGCAACUGUAUGCAAUGAUACUCGAGGGCUACCAUAUUUCCAGGUUGUUGCCAGGAAUGAGGCAUGGCAUGGACUCCAAGUUUCAGUCACUGUGGACGUUUAUGUUAAUGUCUCAGGACAUAUGGUGCAUGUCUCACGCAACAUGCGAGGUACUGCUAAGAUUGAUAAUGAGACCCGGAAUCUUCCUGUCCUGCUUGAUUCUGGACGUGUUUCCAUUUACUCCAGUGGACAGAACACAUUUAUCACAACUGACUUUGGCCUAAGUGUGAGUUACGAUGGCUCUUGGGUCGUGCGCAUCACUGUCCCAGCUAAUUACAGUGGAGCCACAUGCGGCUUGUGUGGUAACUUCAAUGGGCAAAAGAGUGACGAUUUCCGCAAACGAUCAGGUGCGCUGGCUCUUUCAGCCUUUGAGUUUGGAGCUGACUGGAAAGUGGAGAAUGACACGUUGUGCAGCGAUGGAUGUGGAGACUCCUGUUCAUCAUGUCAAAAUCCAGUUGAGGCGCGGGCCCAGUGUCAGAUCAUCAGGGACACCCGGGGUCCAUUGAGCUUCUGUCAUGCCACCGUGGACCCCCAGGCCUACUUUGAUGACUGUGUGUUUGAUUUGUGCCUCUCUGAGCACAGACAUGAUGUACUGUGCCGUUCCAUCCAAACCUAUGUGAGUGCCUGCCAGUCUGCCAAUGUCGUGAUCAACCCCUGGAGAGAGAACACGACCUGCAGAAUGGACUGUCCCAUGAACAGCCACUAUGAGCUGUGUGGCACAGACUGUGGUCAUACCUGUGCUAGCAGCAUUGAUGCUGUAUGUGAGCGGACGUGUUCAGAGGGCUGUUUCUGUAAUGAGGGCUUUGUGAGGAGUGGAGGACGCUGUGUUCCAGUGGAACAAUGUGGCUGCUUGUACAAUGGAUUCUAUUAUCAUAUUGGUGAGCAGUUCUGGACCCCAGGAUGUUCACAACGCUGUGAGUGCUUUUCUACCAAUGACCUGCGCUGCUACUCCACCUCCUGCUCUCCCACCCAGGAGUGUGAGGUCAGGAAUGGCCUGCGUGGCUGCUACAGCAGAAUGUCCUCAUGCAUGGUCUGGGGUGAUCCCCAUUACUUUACCUUUGAUGGAGCUGUCACCACCUUCCAGGGAACUUGUUCAUAUGAGAUCUCUAAGACCUGUGGGAACGUCUCAGACAAUGGCUUACAGUUCCGUGUGGUGGCAACUAACAUGCAUCGUGGGAACAUGGCUGUGUCGUUUCCGUCUAAAGUGGAUGUGUGGCUAACUAGAUGGGGACAACAGACACAGAUAACUAUUGGACAAAGAGAGGAGUCAGAGGUUAAUGGGACUGACACAAGCUCGUCUGCUUUUCAAAUCAACUACUUUACAGAAGUACAUCAGGAACAAGAUUUUGUGGUUGUGAAUGCAUCAAACGAGCUCAUGGUCUACUUUGAUGGUCGUUACACACUUUCAGUGAAACUGGGCCCGAGCUUCCAGGGAUCUGUUUGUGGAAUGUGUGGCAACAAUAAUGGAGACCCUGCAGAUGACAAAGCUAUGCCCAAUGGAGCUCUCGCACCCAAUGACAGUGUUUUUGGCAACAGCUGGAGAUCAAUUAACAGUGCUGCAGGGUGUGGUGCUAAUGACCAGGCAGGUGAUGUGAAUGACUGCCCUUUAAGACAGGAGUACUCUGAAUUCUGUAGCAUCAUCACCAACACCAGUGGACCCUUCAAGCCCUGCCAUAUCCAUGUCAACCCUGCUGUUUACUACAAUUCCUGUGUGUAUGACCUGUGUGUCUACUCAUCAGCCAACGGUAUGCUGUGUUCAGCUCUGGAGGCCUAUGAAGUUGCUUGCACUACGAUGGGGAUCCAGAUCUCAGACUGGCGGUCAGGUCUAGCUUGCUCGAGGAUGGAUCCCUGUGCAGAGCUGAACUGCACUGCAGAUGAGUGGUGUGGGGAGAAGGAUGGCAUCUAUGGCUGCUUCUGUAAUGAGGAUCAUCCUAGACCGAAGCUUGAGUCUUACGAUUCCAGAGAAACCUGUCAGAGCAGCUCUGGCACCAUGUCUCUGUCCCGCUGUCAGCUCUUUGAAGCUGGUUUCCCUGCUAACAUCCUGCAUCUGAAUGACCCCAACUGUAACGGAACUCUACAAAACGGCAGACUGGUGUUCCACUUUGAUAACAAUGACCACAUCUGUGGCACAAAUUUCACGGCCAAUGGCACACACUUCAUGUACGAGAACUUUAUCCAGGGAGUAGUGGACUCAGCAGGAGGACUCAUCAACAGAGAGAAACGUCUGAAACUGCACUUCUCCUGUGUUUACCAGCUUAGCCAGACACUUACCAUGCACACAGAACUAAAUCCCCUGCAGAGCAUAGUGCACAAGACCCUUCCAGAUGGUCAGGGGAUGUACCAGCUCAUGAUGAUUCCCUACCAGGAUGCUGCCUUCUCCUAUCCUUACAAUGGCAAUGUGGGCAUAAAGGUGGACCAGCGGAUCUACGUGGAAGUGAAGGUUCAGGGAGUGGACAGCCGUCAGAUUGCCACAGUGAUAGAUUCAUGUUGGGCCACUCCUGUGAAUGACCAGAACUAUGCUGUCCGCUGGGACCUCAUCAUUAAUAGGUGUCCUAAUCAAGAUGAUAAGACAGUGAAAGUGCUUCAGAAUGGUGUCUCCACAACUGGCCGUUUCAGCUUCAAGAUGCUGGCCUUUAAUGACAACUACUCCAAAGUUUUCCUUCACUGUGCCAUCCACCUUUGCCUUCUGCAGGGCAACAACUGUGCAGCGAACUGUUCUCCUGGACAGCAGCACAGAGCUGGCCGGUCUGUGGACAUCCACGACAAAGCCUCCAUCUCUGUGGGACCUUUUAUCUGGACUGCUGGAAGCACAGAUGAGUGAAAACAGUCCUGCUGUGUGUGGAUCUCUGGUCAUUCUCUUCGAGUCUCUUCUGAUUUUUUAAAAUCCUCCUUUAAUGACAAUAUAAAGACAAUCAAAAUAUGUGAUUUCAUAUUUUAUACACUAAUCAAAUCUCCAUUUAGCUGAGUUUAGCAUUAGAGUCUCAUUUUGGCCAUGAAAGAUUGUUCAUUAUUAGAGAUCGUGAUUCAUUCGAGAUAUAUCAAAGAUAUGUUAAAGCUUGUAGAGUGAACAUCAAACACCUGUCAGAAUGCAGACAUUAUAGUUGCGCUUAUUUAAUACAUUUAACAUUCUUUUCUGAGAGCAGUAUUUAGCAUUACAGAUUAUACUGUCUGGGUGAGAACAGAAAUAAAGUUUGGGUGCUGAACAGGUUGAUUGGUAUGAAAUAUGUACCUUUUUCUUCUUAGUAAUUCCAUAUUAUUUCUCUUUUUACUUCUCCUUUCUCCAAGUGUGGAUUAUAAUUUCAUGUCUUAACAUUACAUUUGAAAAAUCAUUGUAAAUCAUUUUGAAACACUGUUUUUUCUUCAAUAAAUUCCUUUUUAAAUUGUG
Messenger RNA from Colossoma macropomum (tambaqui), 7254 nucleotides. Its product is annotated as alpha-tectorin-like. Gene Ontology annotation, biological process: cell-matrix adhesion. Gene Ontology annotation, molecular function: protein binding. The record is from RefSeq and is a predicted model, not a curated record. The transcript has 25 exons. NCBI's taxonomy places the organism in Eukaryota, Metazoa, Chordata, Actinopteri, Characiformes, Serrasalmidae.